AUGGGCUCUCUCGGACAGUAUCAGCAGAAGCACAAGGUGACUGUGGUGGGAUCAGGUAACUGGGGUACCGCCAUCGCCAAAAUCGUCGCCGAAAAUACUGCUAGCAACCCCGCCCUCUUCGAAAAGGAUGUUCAAAUGUGGGUUUAUGAAGAAAAGGUCGAAAUCUCGAAGUCGUCCAAACACUACGACCCCGCUUCUCCCCUCUGCCAGGGCCCUCAGAACUUGACCGAUGUCAUCAAUCAAACGCACGAGAAUGUCAAAUACCUUGAAGGGAUUGCGCUCCCAAAAAACCUGAUUGCCAACCCUUCCCUAGUGGAUGCGGUUCGUGACAGCACUAUUCUUGUCUUCAACCUGCCACAUCAGUUCAUCGUCAAUAUCUGUGGGCAGAUCAAGGGCAAGAUCCUUCCCUACGCUCGUGGAGUUUCUUGCAUCAAGGGUGUAGAUGUGAACGAGGAGGGAGCCCACCUGUUCUCUGAGACCAUUGGCAAGAUUCUCGGAAUCUACUGCGGUGCGCUGUCUGGGGCCAACAUUGCCACUGAAGUCGGCCAGGAGAAGUGGUCUGAGUCGAGCAUCGGCUAUGACCCCCCGCAUUUCGACUCCAAGGCUCCCACCCCGGCUCGCUCACCCUCUGGAUCUACUGAAAACAUCGUGCACUAUGAGCACAAGGAUGUUUCAGGGCAAUUGUCGAAGGUGAAACUACAGGCUCUACCCACUGAGUACCCGCCAGUCGACCAUGCCGUUCUCAAGUCGCUUUUCCACCGUCCUUAUUUCCACAUCAGUGUUGUAAGUGAUGUUGCCGGUGUAUCAUUAGGAGGCGCCCUCAAAAACGUCGUCGCUGUUGCCGCGGGUUGGGUUAUAGGCAAGGGAUGGGGAGACAACGCCAAGGCCGCAAUCAUGCGAGUUGGCCUUUUGGAGAUGGUGAAAUUCGGUGAACGAUUCUUUGGAGCAACUAUUAACACGAAGACCUUCACUGAAGAGAGUGCCGGUGUUGCCGAUAUGAUUACCAGCUGCAGUGGCGGACGGAACUUCCGUUGCGCCAAGCUCAGUGUUGAGAGAAACCAGUCAAUUGAACAGGUGGAGGCGACAGAGUUGAACGGCCAGUCGCUACAAGGCACGUUAACUGCUCUUGAGGUCAACAGUUUUCUGAAGAAGCAAGGCUUAGAAGAGGAGUUCCCACUCUUCACUGCCGUUUACCGGGUCCUCCAAGGCAACAUGACCAUUGAUGAGAUUCCAUCUUUCAUUGAGCGGUAA
Molecule: messenger RNA, 1251 nt
Organism: Aspergillus versicolor CBS 583.65
Lineage: Eukaryota; Fungi; Ascomycota; Eurotiomycetes; Eurotiales; Aspergillaceae
Product: glycerol-3-phosphate dehydrogenase family protein
Exons: 3
Coding region: 1-1251 (416 amino acids)
Biological process (GO): carbohydrate metabolic process; glycerol-3-phosphate catabolic process
Cellular component (GO): cytosol; nucleus; glycerol-3-phosphate dehydrogenase (FAD) complex
Molecular function (GO): NAD binding; glycerol-3-phosphate dehydrogenase [NAD(P)+] activity
Source: RefSeq, a predicted model, not a curated record